Molecule: messenger RNA, 2285 nt
Organism: Aplysia californica (California sea hare)
Lineage: Eukaryota; Metazoa; Mollusca; Gastropoda; Aplysiida; Aplysiidae
Product: cysteine-rich PDZ-binding protein
Exons: 6
Coding region: 547-849 (100 amino acids)
Biological process (GO): cytoplasmic microtubule organization
Cellular component (GO): dendrite
Molecular function (GO): microtubule binding; PDZ domain binding
Source: RefSeq, a predicted model, not a curated record
GGCCAUGUGAACCCAAAAACCACUAACAAGGAAGACAAUACAAUAGCACCCUUGUUUCUUAUACUGUUGUACAGGAUAAGACAUAAGCUGUCAUACAAACAAAGUAAGUACACAUUAGGUUUUUAAAAAAUUUAAUAGACUAGAAUCUAACUCCUUUCAAAUGUUCCCUCACUUUUCAGAGUUCAGUUAGUUCAGUCAGUGUAUCGCCAAAUGGAAUGAUUCAGAAUCUUUAAAAAGGUUUUUAAGUAUUUUGUUUUCUAAUUCAGCACAAGAUAAAGAAUCAAAACCUUCCAGACAAGAACUACAUGUCACAUCAUGAACGGUAUUUCGUUAACAAACGAUCUAGUCAUCCGGAUCCCAUUUGUUAAACAUCCGGAUAAUCAAGUUUUGUGCAAGAGGUUUGCCCAAGGAGGUUUAUGCUCGAACCGGAAGUUAAGCUUGUUUAAUAACUUUACUAAACUCUAAACGUACAAGAAGAUAGUAACGUCAGUUUUCCUCACAGAAUUCUACACUGAACGAACGCUGUCGCCGAGAGAAAACAACAACAUGGUUUGUGACAAGUGUCAGAAAAAACUUGGAAAAGUGAUCACGCCUGACCCUUGGAAAGCAGGAGCCAGAAACACCACUGAAGGGGGUGGCCGAAAAAUUGGAGAGAAUAAAGCUUUGAGUUCAAGAAAAAACAGAUUCAAUCCAUAUUCAUCAAGUUUUGAAAAAUGUCGCAUUUGCAAGACAACAGUUCAUCAGCCAGGAUCACAUUACUGUCAAGGUUGUGCAUAUAAAAAAGGUAUAUGUGCUAUGUGUGGGAAGAAAGUGUUGGAGACUGCCAACUACAGACAGAGCUCCACGUGAUGGAACAGUUUGAUCGGGGGAGGGAAGGAUUUUCAUUCUGGUCAGGAGGCAGCAAUUGUGAGAACUUUGGCCACAGCUCAGAGAUUGUGAUGUUUUGCUGUAUGAGCAGAUUUUUGUUCUUAACCUUGGAAACAUGCACUGUUUUACCCGAAAGCCUGGCCACCAUGGCCGAUCAUUUGUAAAUAUGGGGGUUUGGUGGGGGGUAUCAGGUAAGAUCUACACCCGCUACUGAAAAAUGACCAUUUACAGCUCAUAAGAUGAUGAGAAACUAAUAAAACCAUCUUUUCUCAAAGCUUAUAGGAUGAGCUAUUCAAAAGUGAUAAGCAAUGAAACAAUUAUUUUACAAACAAAAGUGCAAGACACAGUGAAGUCAAUUAUUAGCAAAGUAGCACAGUGGAACAAGUGAUAGCAUAUAGCGUGUAGUUGUUCAAAUAGACAGAGUCACUUUAUCGAUCAAUAUCUGGGCUGAAGGACGCACAACGAAUUCAAAAUAACUUUCAGACUCACUGGUCACUUGCAAUUUGUUAAACCAUUUACCAUAUGAGCCAUUGUCAAAACAUGAGACUCAAGCGAGUCUCAUAGUGAUGCAAAAUAUUUUUUCUGAUCAAUUUGACUCCUUUUUCUGUCAGUCACAGAUUGACAUCUAGUGUCGGUAUUUCUGAAAAGUACUCGAUAUCAGAACAAGGAGAUGCAGGGUUGCGGAGCAUGGGUCAGUUGGUUUGGGACUACCAUAUUAUUUCUUGUAUGUAACAGUGAUAACAAAAACAGAUAAAGUAAGCAUGUCAAGUUGUGUACUUAAAAGUAGACAAAGAAUUUAUUCACUAUGAACUCGAUUCAUAGUGGCAAUAUAAAUGACAAACAUUGUAACAAUGAUGCAGUGCACAGAACAUGUUAUCAUUGUUUUGUACAUUUUCAAUGACAACACAUCACGAUAGUUACCAGUAACUCAGUAGGCCCACGUAGUAUUUUUUCAAUGGAACGGAGGCUGAAAAUGGCAGUCAAAGAAAAUUAAACAUAACAUUUAAUAUCAUGCUUUUCAUGCAAUCAAAAAUGUCUAAACCCAUGCAUAUUAUAUCAUUUUUAGAGAAAUGAACACAGAUGUGAAAAGGAGAAAUGCAAAACAGUGUUAGUUUAAAAAAUUGCAGUAAACGACCAAACUUACAAUUUUUUGUUAGAAACAAUAGAACAAAAUGUUUCCACUUUUUUGGUAACCCUUGAAGCAUGCACCGUCUUAACAGAAGUAACCCGCCCCAAAUGCCCCACCACUACAGCGGAUAACACAUAGCUUGUAACAGCAGCCAAUAAUCCUAAACGUGGUUAGAUUUGCAGUGAACAAUCCAAAGGCAUACUCCCAAUGAUGCAGGAAAGUUCCAUGGCUGUAGCGCAUGAAGUACUUUAGAUAUAUUACAUUCGCAGUGAAAGAACAUAAAAUAAAA